Molecule: messenger RNA, 405 nt
Organism: Drosophila navojoa
Lineage: Eukaryota; Metazoa; Arthropoda; Insecta; Diptera; Drosophilidae
Source: RefSeq, a predicted model, not a curated record
AGCUAUUUCAAUACCAAUCUGAGAAACAGUUCAAUUAGCUCUUGGAUAAUAAUUGGUCAAUACUCCCACAAAAAUGUCGAUGCAAUUUGAGCUGAGCGAACCGGUUGCUGUCUAUAGGGUAUCCUACAAGCUGUACCUAUCCGAUAUCAAGGCUCUGAUGCCACGUGUCGCCCUAAAGGCCACCGAGUUGAACGUGCGCGGCUAUAUGACCACCACCCAAUGUGGAUAUGCGGUGAGCGGUGAACUGGAGGGCACACAGGAUAAGCUGCAGGAGAUGAUGUCCUGGCUGGAGGAGGAGUCACUGAAGGGUAACGAGAUGCCCAAGUUUGGCCAGUAUCAGCUACAACUGAAGCCCGGCUACGAUGAUUUCUUCUGUUGUUAACGAAAUCCCCGACCCCAGAAAUG